AUGAUAAAAGCCGGGAAUGGGCACCAUACCACAUAAACUGUAUUCUAAUGGCUAAUGCAAACAGGACAGGCAGCAAUGGAGAGAGUUAUCAUGGAGAUCGGAUGGAUAUAAAAGUAAGAAAAGAUCAAUCUGGUUAAAUUAUACCAAAAUAUUGCAACAUUUUGUCCAAGAAAAAUGCGAUAUUCCUCGUACAUUUACACACCAUUCCUGAUGCGAACUUAAGUGGCUCAUAUCCACAGUUCAUUGUUUUAAUACUAGAUUAAUUCCAUUGUUUGUAAAUUGCAUUUGCACGGCUGCAACGGAACCUUUCAACCCGUCGAUAAUAGUUUUAUCGCCGUUCCAAUCAAUUAUUAACCGUUUUAUUUACCUUUGGGGUAGUCCAGAAACGGUAACUGACGGUAACGGGGGUAAAGUCUACCCCUGCCCCAGCCGCCUGGGAAAUAUCACAAUCGGUGUAAUGUUACAGCGAGGGAGGCCGUCAUUGAGAUAGAGAUUAUUCGCGCGACAGACAACUACAACAGAACAAUUAUGAUUAUUAGGAUACGUCACUUGAUGGUGGUAGCCUUGAUAGCUCCAAUUCUAGCACAAGAAUGGCAAGGUGAUAGUGAUACAUGCGGUCGACAGUAUGAGGGGUCGAGUACUAUGAUCGUCGGGGGGCAGAUGGCCGAUGAAUUUGAGUAUCCAUGGCAAGCGGCUUUCUACCGAGGUGGACGCCGAAUCUGCGGUGCUUCGGUCAUCCAUAAAGAAUGGAUCAUCACUGCAGCUCACUGCGUGGAUAUCAUCUUCGAGCCCGAGAUCUUUGAGUUCCGGGUGGGUUCUAAGAGUCUCGUCAACAGCACACAGGCGACCCAAAUGCGACAGGCUAUGGAAGUCUACGUCCACCCCGACUUCAACCCCUCAACUUUAGACUAUGACAUCGCUCUUUUCAAGAUGGCGAAAACUUUCAACAUCUGGGCCGAUUACGAGGUGAACACGGUGUGUUUACCAAAGAAGAGUGAUGAGUCGAUGUUCUUGGUUGGUCAAGAUGCUGUCGUGACAGGCUGGGGUGCUCUGCAACAAGGAGGUCCGAGUCCGACCGAGUUAUAUGAAGUGACCGUUCCCAUCUACGACCAACACGAAUGCAACGUCUCUUAUUCAGGAGAUAUCACCGACAACAUGAUAUGCGCCGGAGUAGCAGAGGGAGGAAUAGAUUCUUGCCAGGGUGACAGUGGAGGACCAAUGGUAGCCUACAAGAACGGAACAUCAGACCAAUACUAUUUGAUUGGUAUUGUGAGUUGGGGAUUCGGAUGUGCUCAGCCGGAUUUUCCGGGCGUGUAUACCCGGGUAACCGAAUUUGAAGAUUGGAUCAGUCCCAUAUUCAAUGGUGGAAAACCGACCACUAAGGAUGGUACGUGUGAAGAGGAGGAGUUCUUAUGUCGAGGAGGAGAGUGUAUACCUGAUAUUUAUCGGUGCUCUGGACGAGGACAAUGCUAUCAUGAUACUGAUGAAGAAUUUUGUGAUGGACUCCUAAAGAUGUUCGAUGUCUUCUACUAUGAGCGCAUCGACCCAUCAAACAUUAGCCGAACAGACCUCAACCAGACAACGAAGGAACACUGCGCAAACACAUGCAUUGGCAUCGGAUGUCGGGCCUUUGACGUUAGCGUUGAAGAGGGCGGGUCUUAUAAAUGCGAGUUUGCCAUGGACGGCUACAUCACCAUCGCAGAGCCUAACGAUGUCAACAGAACUUUCAAUCACUUUGUUUUUCAGUCCCAAGAACCCGAGUCCGUGUUUAACCAGGCGGCGGGUGUCAUUGGAUCACCAUCUUAUUUCGACACUUCUCCUGCGCCUGGCAAUCAAAGAUACACGUGGACCAUCUACGUGCCUAUUACGGGAACCGACACAAUAAAAUUCACCAUCCUUCACGUAGAAGGUAACGCAACUUGCAAGGACGUUGAUAACAAUUUCGCACUUCUGUCCAUCGCUGGCGGCAGUGACGUCGAGAAAACAUCCUUCUGUCUCAAUGACAAUGCAAUGGGAGCCGAAUUCAUGAUCAAGGGUACCGAAGCAAUCGUCGAGAUGAUGACGUCAGACUCGGCUGCUUUCGGUUUUCUCCUUGAAUACGAAGCAUUCUAUGAUUGCGACAAAGUUUAUACAGUUGCACCGGGUGUUGUGACGUCACCAAUGUACCCCGAGGAAUAUCCUAACAGUAUAUCCUGCACAACACAUCUCAUGGCUCCAGAAGGUGAGGUGGUGUACUUUAGCUUUGAUGAGAUGAAUGUGGAAGCCCACCCUUCCUGUAUAUACGACUACGUGGCACUCUACGAUGGGCCAGACGAGAAUGCACCUCUCGUAGGCUACUACUGCGGCAGUAAGGUCCCGACGACAAGAUUCCAGUCCACAGGCCGGGAUAUGUUCAUCAAGUUCUCUUCGGACGGGUCCGUGGUGCUCACAGGAUUUAAAGCCAUUUUCGACUUUGAUAUCGCACGCGAACCGACAGCAGACCCUGACAUUGCCGUCAUCAACUCCCUUGAAAGCGAGCUGUCCGGGUACAAGUUUGGAAUGGCAGCAGCCUGUAUUUUGGGCGCCCUUCUUGUGAUGGUGAUAUCGGCAUCACUCUACACAGUCAACAAGCGUGACGCCAUGAACGCCGCCAGAGUGGAAGAGCUCCAAGCAGCCGCGGAGGAAACAAAGCCUGGUUACCACAAAAUCGAAGAUGAAGAGGAAACUGACAACCAUUACGCACGGAUUACUGACAACCACAAGACUAACAGUAUCCCAAAGUCAAAAGGUAGCCAUGGAACCCAAGCUAACAAGGCUGCUAUCAUAGCCGAGACCGGACACGUUGCCCAAGAGAAAGCAAAUGGGGAUGUCAACAGCAACGUCAAUGACGACGGAGGCGUCAUCAACAAGGGAUUCACUAAUGACGAGGGCCUAGCCGAAGAGGCUGCCGCCGCCGUGGCUGCUUUUGAUGCGGCCGUCGUCGAAUCGAACGAAGGUGCGCUGGACGACACAGAAGGAGAUAACGCCGGGUACCAGACCAUCAUCGUCGCUGCCGACGUCACCCCUCAGCCAAAGGAGAAUACGGAAAAUACCUUCCCGCACCCACCACCAGCUGAUACUAGUAGUGUACCACCACCACCAGAAGAGACGCCGCCACCACCCCCUCCAGAGGCUGAUGGUGCACCUUACGACGAAGAACGCUCAGCGCUGUAGAGCACUUAAGUCGAACCAACCAUCGACUCGGAUCGGCGCAAAUGUGGGGGCGCUGUGCAAAACACUUCUGAAACUGCUUAAUCAUAUGAGGGUUCUACUUCUUGCAUUUUCACAUUGGAGUUAUAUCAGCCUAUUGUUAAACGAAAAUGGCACGCCCCCUGUAAUGCGAUUAAUGCUAGUCUUCCAAAAGAUAAAAAGGACCCGAGCCCAUAUUCUCCAUGCGAUGCUGUAAAGCUUCUUGUCGAUUGAUAGGAUAUUGUAUAAAUUGACAACUAUACGCUUGGUGAAUUUAAUGAAUAUUUGCACGAGUUGUUAUUAUGGUUUUGAAUUACUUUAUUCACUCUCCAGUGGAAUGUAGGAUGCUCGAAUGGCAUAAAUUAUCGCCAUCGAGUAUCCAAUUUUUGAAAACGGUUAUACGAUUAAUAACAUUAAGAAAGGAUAUCGUGAUGAUAAUGUUAAACAAAUAUAACAAUAAAAUAACGGAAUAUAAUGUAUACAUACAAAUAUUAAUAAAAAUGAAUUAAAUUCCGAUCGUUUGCAACUAAUGCCUCUUUGAGGAUCCAAAAAUGGUGUUAUCAUAUUAAUACUAAUUAGGGGUUUUUGCUCCACGAUGAAUGAUGGAUUCAAGAACACAGAAAAUGUAUUUAUGACAAAGCUGUCUUUGUUGAAAAUCGGUGAAUCAAAGUUUCGCCCUAGACUCUGGAGUCUUGACAAGUGAGAUAUUUGCAAAUCUUCGUCAUCUCACAUCUGAGAAUCUUCAUGAUCUUACGACGAUCAGCUGUCCCUUUUCACCAACUUUCGACAAAGACCUCCUAGCUGUUCAUUGUGAUUUUCUAUGUUGUUGAAUCCAUCCCCGUCGCGAUCGUAAAAACCCCCGACCGUCUUCGUCACGAAAACGUGACAGUUAUAGAAUUCUCUCGUAUUUCACUCUGGUGAACCUUACCUGGAGGCCGUUUCAUAAAAUUUUUUGUAAGUUAAGAGCUACUUUGAGAACGACUGGUCACUGGUGACCCCUUCAUACGCGCUAAACCAUCGCCAAUUCAAUAUACCAUUUACCACAAGAAAGGAUCACCAGUCAUUUUAAAGUCGCUCUUAACUUACGAACAGCUUUAUGAAACACCCACCUGUAAAUAUUAGAGAUAUGUCUAGACCUAUGUAACUCGUCCACUGUCAGGAUUCAUGUCACAAUUGAAAUGGUGGUCUUAAUCGUGGAACAUAUCAUAGCUCGUGUCAGAUCAUAUCAGAUCAGAAGUAGAAAUUGUAGGAUCGUAUUUUUUUUUAAAGGUUCAAUUUUGGUGGCGAUCAGCUACGAAAAGCCAAUUGUGGCGUUCGUAUCAUAUUGCAAGACAGUGGGAAGGAAACUCCAAAUAGGACACAUUUUUUCAAACAAAUACCAAUGCUUUGUCUUUCUUGGGCUAAAUAAAUGAUAUACUACUCACUUAUUCCGGACUAUUAUUUCACAGAGGCGACUGAAAGAGUGAAAGCAUAAACAUAUCUUAUUUCAAAACCUAUCAUUAAAUUUUCAUUGAUAAAAUAUUGUAUAUUUGCCUUAUAUUUG
This is a messenger RNA of Lytechinus pictus (painted urchin), 4750 nucleotides long. RefSeq lists its product as uncharacterized. NCBI's taxonomy places the organism in Eukaryota, Metazoa, Echinodermata, Echinoidea, Temnopleuroida, Toxopneustidae. The transcript is spliced from 14 exons. Gene Ontology annotation, molecular function: protein binding; serine-type endopeptidase activity. Bases 529 to 3192 code for a protein of 887 amino acids. Gene Ontology annotation, biological process: proteolysis; acrosome reaction. The record is from RefSeq and is a predicted model, not a curated record.